AUGAAAAAAUUAGCAAAAGCCGGGGACCUCCCCUCCUGGAUGGUUGACGCGUUCGACGCCUACAUAUGGAUUGCAAAUAUGUCUGGGUCUGGAAACUUGUGAUGCUAUGUGGCAAUGAUGGAGCAUACUUCUGAGAGCAGCCAAGCAUGACAAAUUUUCAGGACGCUUCCUCAUGAUGUGUAAAUGCCCAUUAGAAACUGCGUUUUUGCAUAACAAAGCAUUCGCGCUUUUGUCGGUCACGCAAUACAGAUUUUACAGGAGUGCAAGACGAGCAAUACAGAUUCCAAUUUUUGCAGACCCAGACAUAUUCGCAGUUGAUACUACACGAAAGCGUACAAAAAAUUCGAAAACUUCGGUUUCCGGACCAACGGAAAAUCCAACGAAAUAUGCAUGGCAAAUGUGUCUGGGUCUGGAAAAGCUCAAAUUUGUGAUGCAUGCUGCGGGUCACACAAAAAUCUGUGUUGCGUGACUGCCAAAAGUUGCCAGUUUUGGUUAGGGUAGGAAGGAGUUUCUCAUGCAGGAUAGGCACGAUAAUGACCGCAGAAAAUCUGUCAUGCUAGGCUCUGCAUUAGAGAGCUCGUGGGGCUUUGAGGAGCUGCAUGACAAACCUUCGACUCUUCCAGGCCCAGACAUAUUUGCAUUUGAUACGAAAUAGACUGUCCGAAGGAUUUCAACCCGCUCGAAACCGAGAAGCACAUCCGCGUGACAAAGCGGAAGGAUUUUCCUUCGAAGGACUGGCGGGAUGCGCUGAAGAACAAAACCAAGCCGAUGGUUUUGGAGAUGCCCUACGUGAACCGGAAGGCGCUGGAUGAGAGGACGUGCGACGACGUAGACCCGCCCCAGCGGGAGCCGGGGAUUUUUGCGGCCCGAAGCCACGCACCUCCGGAGUUCGUGGCGGUCAGUUUAGGCGACGGGACAAGUAGAAGUACUGGAUCUUCUGGAGCAGGCAGCUAUGGAUUGCAAAAGUGUCUGGGUCUGGAAGAGUCAUGCUGUUUUUGCAUGACGCAGAAGGUCUGGCAUGGAAGCUCUAGCAUCACAGGUUUCGAGAGCCUUCCGCAAUGCCGAAUCCGCAUGACAAGUCCCCUAUUUUGCAGACAAAAAGUGGGAGCUUUUGCUACGUAUGCAUGAGAGACUUUUCUGUGUUCUGAAGUACGCAUUACAAGUUGCAUUCUUCCAGACCCAGACAUUUUUACAUUUGAUAGCAGCGGUAGUAGUACAACUCCCACGCCAUAUCAAAUGUAAAAAUCCCUGGAUGUCUGGAAACUUGUGAUGCUGGGUGGCGUCUCAUGAUGAGGCCAGAAAUGCUGGCUCAGCAUCACAAGUUUCUGAGCUUCUAUGUGUUGCCUAUUCUGCAUGACAACCUGCGUUUCUGCAUCACAGAAAAAUGGAGCUCUUGGGUAAGUUGCAUGACAGAUUUAAGAGUCAUGCCAGACAAGCAUGACAAACAUGCGUUCUUCCAGACCCAGACAUUUUUACACUUGAUACGCCACGACCGGCAACCACCAUGUUUUUCCGGAAAGACAACCUGUGCCAUCUUCGGGACGAGCUGCGCAGUGCAAACGUAUCGUAUUCGUAUAAAUGCAUUACAAAUUUUCUCAGCAUGAGAAGUGGAAUUUGUAAUGCGAAUUUACCUUAGGAAAAAGAUUUGCAAUGCAUGAUUGCAAUACGAGUGCGAUACUUUUGCACUUGAUACGAGCACUGCAUCGUCGACGAAAACACUGACUCCGACGCGGCAACCGUAAUUCGCCAGGAAUUUCUGGCUGAUUGGGGCGUGAAAAACAAGGGCCCGAAGAACGUGCAAAAGAGCCGUCGAUUUUUCGGAUUCAGGGGAACAAAUUCGCAAGACACCCCAGAACAAGAGCAAGGAGAAACCUCCGUCCGCCGGGGCGCGAGCGGCGAAGAAAAAACCGAAUUGUGGUUCGUGCCCAAGCAGCACAGCUGGUACCUGUGCGAAAAGAGUUCGCAGAAAUGCGUGCCCGAAGCCGUGGUCUCGCAGCCCAUCGACCGCAGCGAUCUCACCCCGGAAGAAGAGUUUGAAAGCAAAAAAGCUAAGGACACCGUGUGUCUCCGGCUGGACAGUUUUCAAACCAUGCGGGAUUAUGCGACAGACGGAACAACAAACGCGCUGACCGGAAAAACCAUCGCGGAGACAUACCAGCCGGUUUGCCUACCGAAACACGCGGUGCACGUUUUGCGGACGGUGGACCCAUAUCAAAUGCAAAUAUGUCGGGGUCUGGAAGUUGUCAUGUUGUUUUUGGAUUCUAAAAAAAUUUGUAUUGCAUGACCAGCAAGAGGGGGGUCCGCUUUGUGCUACGCAGACAGGGCAUUUCUCAUGCGGUAGAGGCAUCGCAAAGCCCUCUGAAAGUCUUUGGUGCUAGGUCAUGCAUUACAGGCACCAUGGGCCAUGAGAAAUAUGCAUGACAAGUCGUGCACUCUUCCAGACCCAGAUGUAGUUGCAGUUGAUAGCCCAACUAUCGCCGAGGGCAGCGCCGUCGAGGUGCGGCUUCUCCCCGGGGAGCCCCGGGCACAGUAUGCAUUGCAAAUAUGUCGGGGUCUGGAAGGAUGCAACUGGUCAUGCUAAAUCUGAAUCAUGUAAAAAUCUGAAUCAUGUACAAAGGCGCCUCGCGCCGGGCGAUUGACUUUGUAGCGGUGGGAGCGAACCACGCGAGCAUCUUUGAACAGCCGAAGCUGCAAAGAAUGAAGGUUGCUAAUACGCCUGAGGGGAGUUGCGAAAUGCUGGAAAAGCACGAGCACCCACUUGAGGAAGAGACAGACCACCUAGCGCUGCUUUUAGAUGUGGUGUGGCGCCCACAUUGGGCGGCACUGCGGAAGUUUGAGGAGGUCCUGCAGCAGAUGGCUAGGGAAAAGGCAGGAGUCCAGACAGAAUCUGGUCUGAAAUUUAACGCGACCUAUGCAGAAAGGAUCCCGCAGGGCCUGUCGACAGAAAAUCGGGUCAAGAUCUAUAAAGGAAGGAACAACUUCGAGAAAGCGGCCCCCUUUCCUAUGAUCACUGCCUGGCCUCGGAACACGCACAAGGCCGAGGCUUUGCAGAAGGCUUUUGAGGGAAAAGCGAUGCCAGAUCUUGAAAAAGAAGGGAUUCACCAGGUGGAGACGUGGAUGCAAGAGGUUCUAGUGGAUGAGAAACUCAUUGCCCCGAUUCCGGCGGAAAUGCCGAAGAACUUGCAGAAGCUCUUCGAGCGCGCAAAGCCAGAAAGGUUUGCGCAUAGAAAAAAAGGCACUGGCAAGGGCGGCAAGUGCACUUCGAAAGGGAAAGGCUCGAAGGGCUUGCCGGGGAUGAAAGGACGAAAAGGCUUCGGCAAGGUCAGGAAAGGCGGAAUUGUUCUCGGCAAGGAUGUGGCAAACACCGAGGACGAUCUGCAGCAGUUAGCGCGGGAAGCUAAGGAGACUGCAGAGAGAUGGGUAAAGUCUUUUGAGCACGAUUGUGACCCAGACCAAAUGGACAAUCAGUACAAAAGGGCGAAAGCAGCAAAACUACAGGUCUGUGGGGCACAACGAGGCGCGGCUGCAGGUGAGCAGUCUUGCCUGAAUAUAGGCUCGGAAGCUGACCCGGUCUAUGUCUAUGGCGCAGAAGAAUGCGCAGUGAAGAUAGCUGAAUUUCACUUGUCGAAAAACGAGCACAUUAGGCGAGAAGCCGGCAAGAGGCACACCUUUGACCGCGCUGAAUUUGCCAAAGCUUUGGGUGAAUUGACUCAAGCGGCCGACCUUGUUCCUGACAUCGAAAUUACAGGAAAAGACUUGAAGGCUCAUCUGAAGAGAGUCAACGGCGAAGCAGGGGGCGCAGACGGGAUGCGAGUCAAAGCAUUCCAAGGCUUAGGUAUGAAGCAACUCUGCAACUUAGCCCGGGGCUAUACGUCUUUCCUGAGGAAAGUCAAGAAGAUGAAGUUCGAACCGUGGCUGGAGGAUAAGGACCAGGUGAUCCAUCCUCUCCUGACUACCCUACAGGUAGAGCUUCUGGUCAAAGGGUUGGGGAACGACAUUAGGAAGCUGAGGACAGUCAUAAAAGGCACGCCGUGCUACAGACUCUUGCUCUCCUACCUCGUAUACAUUAGCGCCAGAGUUGCUGACUUAGGCGACAACUAUACACCAGCAGGUGCUGGGGGUAAGCCGGGCGCUUCCAGCGUUGUGACGGCGCUGGAGAUUCUGGGCACUAUAUACUCAGACGAGCUGCAGGAUGGAUGGAACAGGAAGCUAGAUGCUGAGCCGAAGAAAUUUUUGAAAUUGCAAAAGAAGAGAGAGGGGGCCCCCCGGAGUAAGGCCAGCAAACUUGGGGGCAAGAAGAGGGCAAAAGGGAGUAAGGGCACAAAAAAGGCUACGAAGGCAGCUAGUGCGAGUCCACUCGUUUUGCACGAGCAGAGCACUUUUGGCCUGGACAUCGAGAAGGGUUCACAAAGCAAAGCGAAGCAUGAGGCUAAGCCUCUAGCCGCGCCAGGGAGCCCAGCUGCUGCUGACAGGGAUGCUAGUGCUCAAGAACAGCCCUCCUCGGGGGAAGAAGCAGAGUGGCUCACUUGCCUAAUAGGAGUCGACGCCGCAAAUUUUUUCAAUAGUCUCUCGGUAUGCAGUGCGGCAAGGGUUUUGCGUGACGCUCGCAUACAUCCGGUGAUCAUCAAGUUGAUAAUGAUAGCCACGUACUCGAAAAAGCUGUAUUUGAGGAACGGCGAAGUUUUCGGAGAGAUUAGCGGUCACCAUGAAAUGAUCCAAGGCAGUGUAGACGCCAUGAUGUGCGGUAGUCUCCUCUUCAUGCCGGCAGUGCAUCAAGUGGCAAAGUUUCUUAGUGGGUGCUUUGAUGAAGAGGGGCGAGUGGUCCCCGACGCGGAACUUAGAAAGUUAGCGCAUACGAUGCGCAACGCAGUCGAGAAGCGCUACGCGUCUGGUGAAGAUUUGGACACUUCAUUCCGCAAGUACGAUGUCCGUACAGAGGUGGGCGAGCUCUUUUUUGAUGUAGGGACGAAUGGGGGCCAGUCAACAGGUUUUAGAAGGGUUGCGACACAGACGAGGGACGAUAAGCGCAAAGGACGUGUGCGAUUCGAGUAUCAGGACGGCAAGUUACAGAAUCCGCACAAAGCGGCGAAGCGUCGCGCAGCAACAGCCGUUCAAUUUAUCGAUGACGGCACAAUCUCCCUGCGUUUUAGGAAGCAGGAUAGACAAGCUGUGCACUGGAUUCUGCAACAGGUUUCGAAAAUCUAUGAAAGGAUGUACGUCAGCGAAGGACAGUUUUUGUCACCUGCGAAGAGCGAGCUCCUGUGCUCAGAUCAGGAGGUAGAGGCUUUCGCGUUGUUGCAUGCUUUCACGCCACUAGGCGUCCAACUGUUGCGGAAGAGAGCCACUCGGAUCCUCGGCGCAAUAAUAACGCUGCAAGGGAUAGACGAGCAGAGGGCGGCGACAAAGGGUCAGAUUACUAGCGCGAUUGGCCUUGGCCAGCACUUAGCUGCCAAAGUCAUGGCGAGUCAGAAAGAGAUGGCCGGGGAGGAACUCAGGUGGUUGGUGGUUAUGUUCUAUCUUUCGGGGCUGUUGUAUCUCCUUCCAUUGAUGCAGGUGAUCUUGCAGCCAUCGGACUGGGCUGACCUCCUGAUGGAUAUGGCCACUGCAGUGGCGGAGACACUGGGUUUCUCCAAAAGGGCGUGGGUCGAGCUGACUGCUAGAGCACAGCUGCAGCCACAGUGCUUCUACCGAGUAAUUUUCUCCGAGAAUUGUUUGGCGUUAAUCGACCCAUUUGUUAUGAGCAUCAAGCUCCUCCGGAGUGCCUGCCAGUCUAGCAUCCUGACGGAUAUGGACUUCCUAUUGCCUAAGGCGGUCUACCCCGUUAGAGUUCUGGGGGCGGGCGAGACUGGCAUCAAGUACAGCGAUAAGGAGGACCUGAAGGAACAGGCUAAAGCGGACAUAGCGCUUGUUCAGGCUCUAGUUGACGGCGCGGCGACCCGCAUCUCCCACAGGAGCGACCUCAGGGUGGCAGGGUUCGUGCAGGACCGCACUCUACGACGUGACAAGAUGUCGCCAGGCCUACCGGUUUACGAAAUUAGAGCCUCGACAGAUCUGACUGCAACGGUCUGCGUAGAGAGGAGCACAGGCAGGAUUGUUGCGCAGUACAGAACGAAACUGGAGCACUUAAAGGUCGAAGUGAGGAGACAAGAGAGACGCUUCUUGGCAUAUGUGAGCAAUGCAAUGGCCUUGCUGCGGGGUGUCAUGCAGUAUUGUCAUGGGGUUCAGAGAGCAGGAGUGGAGCUUUCGGACUACAAGCGGUUGCAGUCGAACACACGUGGCCCGCUCAGGCAGGGCAACGGAAUAGUGCUGAGCCUAGUCGAAGCAUUAGAAGGCGCGCAGGCCUUGGGCUAUGAAGUCCGUAAAGAAGUUUUGCCUAAGCACGGCGAAAAUUUCAGGGACUUAGACUCGGGAGUCCCAGUGCACGCGGUCCCUCUCGAGAUAGUCAACGUAGCGCAGCGUGACAACUGCUACACAACAUGGCCGGUCUACGAGUUCGGUGAAGAAGCGUACAAGUUUCCCCCGGUCAGGGACUGGCCGAAGAUGUCGCGCACGAGACGAACGCUGUAUCUUGACGAAUGCUUAGGGAUAGAGCAAGGGAAAGAGGUAAAACCAGAAGGAGGAAAAGAGGAGGAACAGGCCCCCUCGGUGCAAGAGAGGGGGGACCAGAAGGAAGCGAAGGGCACGGCUGCAGGCGACGUGCCCGCAGAGAAAGUAGACGCAGGAAGUGCCACGGAGCAGCAGUCCGGAACGGAAAAACACAAAAGCGACGUGGCAAAAGACCCGCUCAGUAAGUUUCACAUGGAGGCUGACUGUCUGAGUUUGUGUCGUACUCUUGCGAAGGGUGCGAGCAAGCCAGCACAGGGGGAAGUGAGUCCCCCAAAGCCGGCGAUGUCUAGUCGGGCGACAGUUGAAGAGCUUCGCCUUCCAGUCGGUUCUUCAGCGUCAGCUUCUUCGUCUUCCUCAUCCAUAUCACACAAGAGGUAUGACCAGCUCACAAUGAGCGAGCGGAAAAGGUUUGCAAAAAGGCUUCCCAAGGUAGCGCGUGAGGGCUCAAACGCGUUGAGCUGGGGUGAGGGGGUUGAUCGAUCUACCGCUUUAGCGGAAGACGAGAUGUGUCUUACUGAGCAGGGAGUUAGCCCCUCGCACUCUGCUGGCUGUUCCCCAAAGAGUUGGCAGCCAGAAAAGCUAGUGAAGGGGUCGCCGGAGAAGAAGCUGCGAAAAGUGGCGCAGCCGAGUACGGAGGACGCGACUAGCCAAGAAAGCAGGGGCACCGAGAAGGCACGGACAGUGUCUAGCAGUGGCGUCCUCGGCAGUAGCCUCCCGAACGGAGCUACCAGAGAGGCAAAGCGCAGCGAGGGGGGAAGUGAGGCUGCUUCGUUGAGUGCGGGGCGGGCUUCGUCGCCUGUGUGGCCAGGGGUCUCAGAGGGUAAGCAAGAACGAAGCGACAAAGCGCGUCAAGCGUGCACGGGGGCGGAACUGCCGCGACGUACGUUUGCGUCGGAUGUCCAGGUGGGGAAAUUCCAGAGGUUGCUGGAUGUAGUCCACUUAAUGCUACCGUCGAACGACGGCGAGGCCGGGAGGGGCACUGGACAAAAGCAGGAGGCCCCACUGGAGUGUGAACAACUCUCACCCAGGAGUUGGGGCGAGAUGUUGCGCCGGGUCACAGGCAGGAAGAAGGAGGAUGUAGAGUGACGGUAGACGAUUCUGCCACUCUGCAGCCAAGUUAGCAGCUAAAUAGUUUCGAUUUGAACCACUGAGAUUUUGCCACAUUGAGACUUUGCCACAUUCAGACUGAUUAGAACAUUCGCACAGAAAGCACAGAAAACGAAAGUGUCAAACUUGUGCUAGAAAAUAAGUGAGAACGAAGAAAAACGGCAACAGCAGUGUACUACAAGAGUAAAAGGGUAGUUCCCGCCAUUCUCCUUGCUCGUGCAGGAGGUGGCGUGUAGUUUCGAGUAGGCUUGCACGGUGUUCGGCGGGAUUAGUGCUCCGCAGCCCUUGGGUGUUAUGCAACCGAAGCUAAUCGGUGGCACAAUACGGAAUCAGCUACGGUCGAGGGGGGCUUGAGAGGUAAAGGGGAUUGCCGGCUACCCUUAAUAGGUAAGUUCCGUCGCGACUCCGGCUUACGACCCCCGUCCCCCCUCCCGCCCUUUGCUUCUGUUGCAGAAUAAGUCAAGGGUCGCACUAAGACUUCCACGCACAAACUAAACCUUUAAGUUGUCGCUGUGCCCCAGGUGGGUUGCCAGUCAGCAGUGACAAACAACUGGCCAAUGGUUUGACAUCUCCGGUCCGCGGCACUUGCCUUUUUCGUCCGUGCCGCAGGUAAGGCACAAAUGGUCCAGCCUCCCCUGUCUGGGUGGGGUUGCGGCUUAAGGGAGAGUCUCGCCCCUUAGCCCAAAGGGGUACGUCGUCUCUUCCGUGAGAACAAAAACUUAUGGCGUAAAAUGGGUCGGGUCCUGGAUCGUUCUGUAUGUUGGGCUGUCGCGCUCAGCUAGCUGGCCGGGCUGUACUGAUCAGGUGUGGUGGGUAGCUCCCGACUGGUUGGUACUUCUAUUGGGGCGACUUGCCGUGGUAGCGCUCGGCUUUUGUAUGUGGAGGUCGCCGAAAGUGCUUCCUCGCCCACCCCCCGGGGAGGGGAUCCUUGACCUGUGGCGCUGGGAGCGGGUGUCCACUACAUGAUGAUGAUGAUGCGUGAUUACGAAAGGCUGUCCACUUUUGAGCCAAUCGGGAGGCGGUUUCCCAUGCAGGAUAGGCAUGAUAGAACUCUCACAGAAUCUGUCAUGCUAUGUCUUACAUACCAGACGCAGACCUCAUGGGUCAUGGAAAACCUGCAUGACUAGUCUGGCACUCUUCCAGACCCAGACACUUUUGCGUUUGAUACGCAGGGGUUUGUCACCAAGCUGUGGAAGCCCAUCGCGGAGCAAGAUGACGAGAACGACACGGACGAAACCUCGGUGCAGGUCGUUUCCACCGAGAAUUUAAGUCCGGCGGAGUUGGAGAAGUUAGAAAACGAUUUGAACUCGCGGCCGCUGACGACGUCGGAUGAUCAGCACGAUUGCAACACGGAGGGCUGUGUGAAGGUGAUGUUUACCGACCCGGAGUUGAACCAGUCCCCAGACAGGAUCUUUUCCCUGAACCAAGUGAAGAAAGCAACCCGGGUGGUGGAAGAUCGUGUUGGGAUUGUUUUCCUGCUCGGAAUGGAAAUGCUGGCGGGAAUGCGCAAAAUGUUUGUGCUCGGUAGAAGUUGUGAAAAGGGUAGCAGGCACGCUGCAACGACAGAUGUUUUUCGUCGCGAGAAGCCGCAACAUCAUGGGUCUUCCCUACAGAACAUGAAGAGGACCAAAAGUGCGCACAAAGGAGUGCGUCUGCACCAUCUGCAUCAGAAGCAGGAUUGUCAAAUGUUUCUGUGAAAGAACGACCUUUUGAAACUGUACAAAUCGUAUUGUCGUGUCAUCUUCCGCGUGG
Amoebophrya sp. A120 is the source of this 9465-nucleotide messenger RNA. NCBI's taxonomy places the organism in Eukaryota, Dinophyceae, Syndiniales, Amoebophryaceae. The record is from the annotation of a GenBank genome assembly.